Messenger RNA from Bursaphelenchus xylophilus (pine wood nematode), 2495 nucleotides. NCBI's taxonomy places the organism in Eukaryota, Metazoa, Nematoda, Chromadorea, Rhabditida, Aphelenchoididae. The record is from the annotation of a GenBank genome assembly.
AUGCUCCCGUUAUGGGCCUUUAUUGUCUUCUACAGUUAUGGAAUCCCGUUGUUCCUUGUGUAUUCUCUCAUUUUGUAUGUCUUGAUCUCCAAGAGGAAGAUAUUUCACUCACAGUUUUAUCGAAUCAUUGUGAUUUUCGGAUUCAAUGUAGGUUCAGAAACAGGUACCCAAAUGCUUAUUGUGAGUAAUAAAAUCAGGCAUAAUUUGUUGCAGGACCUCCUCGAAUACCUGAACGCCCAAUUUAUCCUUCGCGGGCCACUUUGUACAUUCCUCUAUGAUCGUAUCUUUUCGGGUAUUGAGAACGGCGUCACGUGGUACCCAAUUUUCUUUCUCUUUCUUCGAGUAUCCCUGGAGCUGGUAGCUUAUUUUGGAACGGCCGUUUUGGCCUGGAAUCGAGUUACUUCGUUUCUUUUUCCAACAAGACAUAAUCAGCUAUGGGAACAAUUUUUGAUUCCGACAACGACAAUCAUCUACGCGAUUCCAUGUCUUCUUUACGGGUACAUUUUGUUGAACAGAGCGGUGCUUUUGUGUGGAAAGGAGAAGAACGAGAUAACUGCCUGCUUUGUGAACUAUGACCACUCGGUUGGAUUCUUGGGUGUAAGUGAAGAAAAACCCUGAAUAAAUUUGAACAGAAGACUGCUCAAUGCGGUUCGAAAUGAGUGCCGUGUUAAACUUUUUUUUCUUCCAGCUAUCAGUCGGCAGUGUUGACAAGGUCGCUUAUGUUAUUCUCCCUGUUCUUGCUGGAUCUUUGAACACAACCGCUCUGUUCCUACUGUACCUUCGGAAACGGUCGCUCAAGAGCACCAAACAGUGGCGUCGAGAGAUUCGCUUCACAAUUUGUUCCACCAUGACAUUUCUUUCGCAUCUAUCUCUUGGAAUCAAUGCAGUAAGCCCCUUGUAACAGGGGAAGCAACCCAAUUGCGACGCUCAGAUUUUGAUGAAAAUAGGCACAAAUUCAAAAUGACUUUUCUUAAAAUACAUGCGAGAAUCCAAGCUUGCGUUUUGCAGAAACAACCGACAUUUUUAGAUCGAAAGUGGGCGAAAAUUUGACACCUUUUUGUCGAAUUUUGGCACGAAAAGUUUCAUGGCUAUUCCUACCACUAGACAUGGCUGGGGGGCCGGGCCGGGCCUAAAAUUGCGGCCCGGCCCGGGGGCCGGAAGGGGUCGGCCCGGCCCCGGCCCCCUUCAAAUUUUCUCGGCCCGGCCCGGCCCCGGCCCCCAGGGGGCCGGGCCGGGCCGGGGCCGACAGGGGGCCGAACUGUAAAUAUAAAUACUGCAUUCAUUGCGAGAUAUAACACACUUUUUUGGGGCUUUGGUAGUUCAGCUCCCUACGAAAGGUAGUUAAAACCCCCACUGUUUUGUCCAUUUCACACCCCCGUAAUUAAAAAAUUAGAAUUAUACAAAAAAUGCAAAUUAGAGUAAAAUGACCCCAGGCGUUUUAGUUCAAAGCCCCAGUUACCGUCCAAAUUCGUUUUUGUGGUUCAGGCAACGAUGAUCGUAGCCGAGAGAAGCCAAUCCCGAGUAGGCGCUUCAGAUUGGAUGAGGGAGUUUAUACUGGGUCCAGGGGGGCUGAACUGGGCUGGCGGAUUGUAUUAUACUACCCUAGUCCCCAUUUUUUUGUUAUAACAAUCGACAAUAAAUUUUUGAAACAAAAAAUUACCAACCAUUUCCUAAAGUACUUCAAAAAACCCAAUCGGUUCUUGGCUCUGCGUUUUAUUUUUAUUGGCAACCCUAAUUUUCGCUUUGAAACUGUGAAUUUUAGUCAUUGGGGGCCGAUUGGGGGCCUGGCGGGGGCCCCCGGUCGGCCCGGCCCGGGGGCCGGAAGAGGUCGGCCCGGCCCCGGGGCCUUUAAAACUCGUUCGGCCCGGCCCAGCCCGGCCCCCCGGGGGGCUGGGCCGGGCCGGGCCGGGCCGGCCCGGCCCACUAGCCAUGUCUACCUACCACAAAGGGUAAUGUUUCCACAAAAAAUCAAUUUUUUCCGCAUGGAAUGGGCAAAGUUAUGGCCAAAAAGUGUUUUCCCCUCUGUCCGCUUUUUUAGCGUACUCUCUCGGCGGCAAAAAUCGUUCAAUAUCUCGGCGAUGCCUGAAAAGCACAAGCUAAAACUUUCGGGAAUUGUUAUCGAGUUUAUGCCCGACGUGUACCCAAAAUUUAAAGAAAAUCGGAGCGUCGCACUUAGGCUACUUUCCUGGUAAGCCGAAUUUUAAACUCCAAAAAUUCAGCAAUUCGUCACAAUAACUGUUGAUGUCGAUCAAGCCACAAACGCUGCAUAUGUCCUGGGAAUCCUGCUUCCAUGCAUCUACGACUUUAGCAUGCUGGUUACAGUGGCUUCGCUAUUGUUACCAUCAAAAGCGCUGAGAGCGGAGCUGCGCGCGCUCUUCAAACUCUCGAUGCCUUAUGGUAGAGAGCAUGGAUCGUCGGUCACAAAAACUCAACCAAUAAAUGAGGAGCAUUUCAUCCGACGAUGGUCGCGAAAAAUGUCGGUCCUUUUCAGCUAG